Messenger RNA from Sceloporus undulatus (fence lizard), 2478 nucleotides. RefSeq names its product collagen alpha-1(V) chain-like. The transcript has 17 exons. NCBI's taxonomy places the organism in Eukaryota, Metazoa, Chordata, Lepidosauria, Squamata, Phrynosomatidae. The record is from RefSeq and is a predicted model, not a curated record. The coding region runs from base 61 to 2478 and encodes 805 amino acids.
UUGAUCCAAACGGAAAGCUGCCCUUGGCUUUGCAAAAGAGAUCCCCUCUUUUUGCUGGGGAUGGGAUCCCCUCCUGCUGCCCCCUUUAUCUGGGGGAAGACACUGAAGGCGAUGCUCCCUUUGCUGCUCUUUCUCCUCUGGUCCCAAACCUUGGAAACUUUGGAAAGGCAGCGCAGGAGACAGGAUCUGGAGGCAAGGAGCUGGGAAGGAGGCUCGGGGGCUCCAGAUGCAGUCGAAGUAAAUCUGUUGGAGAAGCUGGCCUCCUGCAGCCAGGGCUGGGGCAAUGUUUCACUCAGCUAUGACAAAACCAACUGCAGCAUCUUGGAGGUUGGCCAGUAUGCAACUCUUAGCAUCCCUUCGGCGGAAGCCUUUGGGGAGAACUUUGCAGAUGAGCUGAGCCUGCUGGUGGUGAUCAGGUACCUUCUGAAGGAGGACACCAGCCUCUUGACCAUCAUCGGACUUCAUAGUGACAUCCUGUUUCAGAUCAGAAUUAGCCCGUAUGCCUUGGUUUUUGUUGCCAGCCGGAGACGACAUUAUGAGUUUCCUGUUUCCUCUCUGGCUGAUGGAGACUGGCAUCGCAUUGGCCUCAGCAUAUCCUCUGAAAGACUGGUUCUGUACAUAGACUGUCAUCUGGUGGAGAGCAUUGUCUGGCCCAGACACUCUGGCAUGGGGGUGACCACAGAAGGCUUAGUGGUUAUCGGAGGACUGAUUGAACCCUUUGAGAUCCCCUUUGAGGGUUCACUGAGACAGCUAACUUUCUGGAUGGGAGAUGCCGGAGCUGCAAGCGAAUGCUGCCAUGCCUGCUAUAGUUCCUGCGGCCAUCCUACAGAUGAGGAAGCCCAGCACAACCAGCACCGUUCCCGAGAGACGUUUCCCCAAGUUUGGACUCAGGGCUCAGAGUUUGAUGCUUCAGAUGUUGUUUGGAAGUCCUCCACAGAGCACGAAGACCUUCAGAAGAACGUCAGUGUCAUGUCCAACAGACAUCUGACGGCAUCACAGGCAGCUUCCAAAAGACCAAGGGAGGAAGAUGAAGACGAGGAGAGUCUCCAUCUCGGAGAAGAAGAGCUUAGUGUCUUCAACUCUACCUACAACAAAAUUACUAGAACUAGAGGUCACAUCUCAGAAAGGAUAGAAAAUGCUGGUGAAUCCCUUUCCCCAUGGUCCUCUCAAGUGCUCAAGGAUUCUCUUGUGGCUAAUAAUAAUGUUAUCCUUUCAGAAACACCUUCCAAAGGAAGUCAUUUGGCUGACAGGAAAGUGGACAUCUCAAGACCCUUAGAUGAGAACGUCAUGAAGGAAAAGCUCAAAGGAGAUGCUAACCCCUGGAGACAGCUCUCAACUGCUAACUCCCAUGACCCCAUUGUAGACCCCAACAACCCCUUCACCUUCCUAAAAAUUCCAGCAAAAGGGAGUCAUUCCUCAGAGCAUGCAGCUAGAGAACAUCUUCCUACAUCCCAUGCUGAGGUUGCAACUUCUGUGAGGAAAGACCAAAGAAACCAUUCUGGUCCAUCAAAGAGCCCUUCCCGUCUCAUGAGACCACCAAAAACCAUGCUAAAGACCUCUUCUGUGAAUUUUGAAGGAGGCACCCAUAGACAAAUGACUCUGAUCCCAUCCAAAGGGGUCCCUGAGCAGAAUUCUGAUCCAAGAACCUUCUUCCAUUUGAGGGAGAUGCAGAGGAUCCACCUUAAGCCAGGACGCCUUGGUCCACCUGGUCCACCAGGUUUGCCUGGUUGUCCAGGGAGGCGUGGGUCAAUGGGGCCCAAGGGGAACAAGGGAAACCCUGGCGCUAUUGGACGAACGGGUCCUACUGGUGACCCAGGGCAUCCUGGCAUGCCUGGUGUACCUGCCAUCAUCCUCUGGAGGAACUCUAAGGAGGACUGGUUGGCAUUUAUGCAAUCCUCAUUUUAUCAGCUUCUCCAUGCCGGCUGGCCGAGUCAAACAGGACCUCCAGGGCCGGUGGGUCAUCCCGGAAAGCCAGGGUUGCCUGGUCUUCCCGGAUAUCCAGGUGAGCCAGGUGAAAAAGGUUGGAAAGGAUACCAGGGUGACCCUGGACCACCAGGCCUUCCAGGACGUGAUGGUUUUCCUGGUUCAGAUGGACCUCCAGGCAUAGAUCAAAACCUUGGGCCACCUGGACCACCUGGGGAACAGGGUCCUCAAGGAUUUAAGGGAGACAAAGGAACUGCUGGAGAAAAAGGAGAGGAGGGUUUUCGGGGGGAUUCUGGGGCUGCAGGUGAAAAGGGGGAGAAAGGCGCAAAGGGGAUCAAAGGGGAACGUGGACCUUCUGGGCCGGUUGGGGUUCAGGGUGUGAAGGGUGUUAGAGGCCCACCCGGUUUCCAGGGACGCCCCGGACCAAUGGGCGAAGCUGGCUUCGUGGGCUGUUCAGGACCUGCCGGACCAGCGGUAAUAAUUUCAGCAUGUCUUCGGUUGGUCUUGAAAUCCCAUUUGUGCUCUGUCCCAGAAAUGAUCCCCAUCAACCUGUGA